Phoenix dactylifera (date palm) is the source of this 1557-nucleotide messenger RNA. The record is from RefSeq and is a predicted model, not a curated record. NCBI's taxonomy places the organism in Eukaryota, Viridiplantae, Streptophyta, Magnoliopsida, Arecales, Arecaceae.
AUGGGCAAGGCAUGGAAGAAGGUGAAUACAUCAUGGAAUCAGCUUUCGUCAAGCCCCCUUCGAGAACCUCCCCGCCUUCGACGACGACGAACCCCUCCCCACCCUUCUCUUUCCCCCACCUCCCCCACCGCCGCCGUCGCCAUCGAGACCUUGCCCGAAUUCCCUGCCAUCGCCGCCGCCUCCUCUCCGUCCUCCUUCACAGUCCUGAUCAAGGCCCGCGCCCCGCCUCUCCCCACCCACGACGGUCGUGCGGCCCUCGACCUCGUCGCCGUGCUCGAUGUCAGCCACAGCAUGGAGGGCCGCAAGCUCGCACUCGUCAAGCAUGCCGUCGGCUUCAUAAUCCGAAGCCUCACCCCCGCCGACCGCCUUGCGAUCGUCGCCUUCUCCAACACUACCAAUCGCGUGCUCGGCCUCCGCCUCAUGUCCGACGCGGGACGGGCAGAGGCGGCCAACGCUAUCAACUCCCUUGUCGCCUGUGGCGGGACAGACAUUGCCGGCGGCCUCUCCGUCGGCAUUCGCAUCCUAGAGGAGCGCCGUUUCCGCAACCCCGUGACGAGCAUCAUCCUCCUUUCCGAUGGCAUCGAUACCAUGGAUCGCUCCUCCCUCGCCGGUCUGCACGGCUCUUCCCGGACCAGAGCCUUCCUCCACCGCCUGCCCCCCACUGCCCAUAGCAUCGGGCCGAUCCAUACCUUCGGUUUCGGCGCGGACCACGACCCGGGCAUCAUGCAUGCCGUGGCGGAGGCCACCUGCGGGACCUUCUCCUUCGUGGAGAAGGAGGAGGCGGUCUCGGACGCGUUUGCCGCUUGCCUCGCCGGCCUGCUCAGCGUCGUUGCCCAGCGCGUGCAGAUGAACAUAUGCUCGGCCUCACCGGGUGUCUACCUCACCUCGGUCGCCACCGGGAACUACUCAUCGAGCAUCUCCGACCAUCGCCUGACGGCGGUCAUCAGCGUCGGCGACUUGUACGCCGAAGAGGAGAAGUACUUCCUUCUCGACGUCACGGUUCCCAUCAAAGAAGAGCAAAAAGAUCCUUGGACGCCGCUUGAGGAGAGAACUACAGUCCGCCGGCCCGCUAGCCUUUCGCCGGAGGAUGAGAGCGCGAACUUGAUCGUCGACGGGCAGCGGAACCGGAUUCUGGUGGCCGAGAGCAUUGCGGAGGCUCAGGCGAAGGCCGACGGCGGGGACCUGGAAGGGGCGAAGGCGGUGCUCGACGCACGAAGGGCGGCGCUCGUGGCCUCGUCGUCGGCUCAGGCGGGCAAUGAGCUAUGCGCAUGGCUGGACAAAGAGCUAAAAGAGAUUAGGGACAGAAUGGCGAACCGGCGAGCUUACGAGGAGUCCGGCAGGGCCUACAUGCUAUCGGGGAUGAGCUCGCACUCGUGGCAGAGAGCAGCGCUGAGGGGGCAAACGACGAUGCUGUCAUCGGCGCCGACGGCCGUCACAUUCCGGACGCAGGCGAUGGCGGAAAUGUUGGACCGGUCGCGCGAGUGGAGCCGAGCGUCGCCGCUGCUGGUCGACGGUCGGAGCCCGGCACCGCAGACGCCGGAGGGCAGGCGCCGGUAG